This is a messenger RNA of Quercus lobata, 1518 nucleotides long. RefSeq names its product TMV resistance protein N-like. Gene Ontology annotation, biological process: defense response; signal transduction. The record is from RefSeq and is a predicted model, not a curated record. Lineage: Eukaryota; Viridiplantae; Streptophyta; Magnoliopsida; Fagales; Fagaceae. Gene Ontology annotation, molecular function: ADP binding. The coding region runs from base 109 to 1518 and encodes 469 amino acids. The transcript is spliced from 3 exons.
UCCAAAUUGUUUCCUCAACCUUCAUUGAUCUCUUCCAAAUUUUCAUCUCCUCUAUAUUUCUUUCUUUCUUUCUUUCAGCUCUUCCCAACUAUCUACUCAAAAAUCCUAAUGGCUCUUCUGACCAGCAAAAGAGUCACCCACCAAUGCAAGAACUUUGAAGUCUUCUUGAGUUUUAGAGGUGAAGAUACCCGCCUUGGUUUUACGGGUUAUUUGUAUCAGGCUUUGGAUCGUAAUGGUUUUAAUACCUUCGUUGAUGAUAAACUCCAGAGGGGAGAAAACAUUUCUAAGGAACUUCUCAAGAUUAUUGAAAACUCAAUGAUUUCAAUAAUUGUAUUCUCUGAAAACUAUGCAUUUUCCACCUGGUGUUUGGAUGAACUUGUCAAGAUUAUCGAGUGCAAGAAGAAUGACCAAAUGGAGGUGCUACCAGUUUUUUACAAUGUGAAUCCAUCAGAUGUACGUAACCAAAAGGGAAAAUUUGGAAAAGCCCUAGCUAAACAUGAAGAAAAAUUUAAGGAUAGUAAGAAGAUUCAAAGGUGGAGAGAAGCUCUACGUGAAGCAGCUAAUAUAUCUGGUUGUCACUACAAUCAAUGCUACCCUGAAUCUCAUUUUAUUCAAGACAUUGUCAAAGAAGUCUCAAAUGCUAGAUUCAAUUACUCGCCAUUAUUUGUCACUAGAUAUCCAGUUGGAAUAAAUUCUCGUGUAAAAGCCAUGCUUUUAGAUAUUGAGUCAAAUGAUGUUCACAUGGUAGGGAUCUAUGGGCCUGGUGGAAUAGGUAAGACCACAAUCACAAAAGCUAUUUUUAACAGAAUUUAUGAUCGUUUUGAAGGAUUUAGCUAUCUAGAGAACGUCAAAGAAAAGUCAAUGACAAAUGAUGGCAUAAUCAAACUACAAGAGACACUUCUUUUUGAGAUCUUAGGGGAUAGAAAUUUGAAGGUGGACAACAAAUAUAGAGGAAUCAAUGUUAUAAAGAAAAGACUUUGUUGUAAGAGGAUUCUUUUAGUUAUCGAUGAUGUGGAUAAUUUGGAACAAAUAGAAAAUUUGCUUGGAGAAUCUGAUUGGCUUGCUUAUGGGAGUAAAAUCAUUAUAACAACAAGAGACAAACAAGUGCUAUCUAGUUUUGGAAAAGGUCAUUCAACCCACAAGGUUCAGGAACUAAAUAAUGAUGAAGCUCUCAAACUCUUUAGUAUGUAUGCCUUCCAUAGAAAUGAACCUAAGGAAGGUUAUUGGGAACUUGCCGACCAAUUUAUACGCUAUGGCGAAGGUCUUCCAUUAGUUCUAAAAAUAAUGGGUGCUGAUUUAUGUGGAAGACCUAAAUGUGAAUGGAAAAGUGCAUUAGAUCAGUAUAAAGAAAUUCCUAACAAAGAAAUUCAGAAAAAACUCAAAAGAAGUUAUGAUGGAUUGGGUGAAACUGAACAAGAUAUUUUCCUUGAUAUUGCAUGUUUCUUUAAGGGACUCGAUAAGGAUUAUGUUGUAGAUAUACUAGAAGGUUGCAAUUUAUACCCAGUUUAUGUGUACUAA